Molecule: messenger RNA, 1046 nt
Organism: Drosophila bipectinata
Lineage: Eukaryota; Metazoa; Arthropoda; Insecta; Diptera; Drosophilidae
Product: trypsin beta
Biological process (GO): proteolysis
Molecular function (GO): serine-type endopeptidase activity
Source: RefSeq, a predicted model, not a curated record
UAGUGGGUCAAAGUCAGAUAAGAACUCUUUCGCACCUUGAGUGAGUAAGAAAAUUUUUCAGAUAAGAUGACUUCCAGCCGAAUUGGCGAACUGCAAACAGAUAUAAUUACAAAGUCUGUUGACUUACCGAUAAGUUCCGACGCACUGGCGAUAUAAAGCCAAGACACAGAAGUAUCAGUCAGUCAGACACCGCCAUGUACUCGACCGGAUUUUUAUGGAGCAUUUUGCUUUUCGGAUCGCUUGUCCGGGCCACACCCACACCCGACAACGGACGGAUUGUGGGCGGCGAGGUGACCACUAUUGAAGAGUUUCCGUAUCAGGUUUCUGUCCAAUACAAAGGCCAGCACAUCUGCGGGGGAUCCAUCAUUGGGGAGCACUUUUUACUGACGGCAGCCCACUGCUUCGAGCAGCCCUACAGCACCGAGGACUAUGCCGUUCGGGUGGCGUCCAGUCAGCACGGGAGUGGCGGGCACCUGCUCAGCCUGCGGCAGAUUAUCACCAACGGCGGCUACAAUCCCCAGAGCCAUGACAACGACGUGGCGCUGCUCAUCUUGAAUGCCAGGCUCAAUUUCACCGAAAACCUGCAGCCUGUGCCUCUGGCCACCGAUUCUGAUUCGCCGCUCAAUGCCAACACCCGCCUUAUAGUCAGUGGAUGGGGCUUCCAGGCGGAGGAGCAGCCGGAUGAAGCAGAUGCCGAAAAAGUCGGUGUCUCGCCCCAACUCCGAUUCGUGGAUGUGGACUUGGUGGAGACGCCUCAAUGCCGGCAAGCUUACCGCCAGGUCCUGCCCAUAACACCGCGGAUGGUGUGCGCCGCCCGCCCGGGGCAGGACAGCUGCCAAGGAGACUCCGGCGGACCGCUGGUCGGUCUGCAGCCGGAAGGAGGACCGGCCAAGCUGUACGGCAUAGUUUCCUGGGGUCUGGGCUGUGCCAAUCCAAACUAUCCGGGAGUCUACACAAGGGUCAGUGCCUUUCGUAACUGGAUCUACGCCCACAUGGGUGCCUGGGGCUGGAACGGUCUCUUGAAAGGAUGGAGUGGACUGCAAUGA